This is a messenger RNA of Petromyzon marinus (sea lamprey), 1471 nucleotides long. Its product is annotated as protein ripply2.1-like. Gene Ontology annotation, cellular component: nucleus. Gene Ontology annotation, biological process: negative regulation of transcription by RNA polymerase II; embryonic pattern specification. The record is from RefSeq and is a predicted model, not a curated record. Lineage: Eukaryota; Metazoa; Chordata; Hyperoartia; Petromyzontiformes; Petromyzontidae.
UGGACAUGUGCCGGCUCGCGCUAUAUAAGCGGCCGACGAUUGACAACAGAGUCAUCACGCACUACCGCCCGUCCGCUACGUCUCGAGGCUCUGUCUCUAUCUCUGUCGUAGCUCGAGUUCGCGAUGGCUACUGCUACUUCUGCUGCUGCAGCUGCCGCUGCUGAUGCUGCCGCUGUGCCCAUCAAGCAACGCCGCGCCGGUCAAGCGACGUCCAGCGAAGGAGGCCGGCGUCCAAGCCUCUGCAAACUGUGGAGACCUUGGGAAGAGUGCUCAUUCGGAGAUUCUCAAGGAAGGACAAACGCAACUACUCCAGAGACAUUAAGACAGCAUUUACGGCGAGUCCAGAAACCCGCCAGCAAGCUGUCAUUCAAACACCCAGUCAAGCUGUACUGGUCCCGGUCGCGCGUCUUUGACCACUUGUACGCCGACGGGGAGCGCCUCCUCGAGGGCUUCCCCGUGCAGGCCACCAUCGCCCUGUGCGACUCGGACAGCGAGGAGAGCGACUCGGAGGACAGCGAGGACGAGCGAGAGCACGUGGAGGAGUGACUUCCCUCAAUGUCGCUCGACGUCGCUCGACGUCACUCAACGUCACUCGAUGUCGCUCGGCAUCAAUCGACGUCACUCGACAUCGCUCCACGUCGCUCAACGUCACUCAACGUCGCUCCACGUCACUCGGCGUCGCUCGACGUCGUUGAACAUGGCUCGACGUCGCUCCUCAACGCCCCUCAAGGUCGCCCGACGUCGCUCGACGCCCAGCGCAGUUGGCUACAUCCGGUGCGAAAGAAGUUUCAACGCGCACGCCGCGCUUACACUCGUCCCCGCGUUCACGGAGAUGAUGGGGGAGGCUACGCCGCUGCCCGUGAUCCAGCAGCUGUGCAGGCAGCAGCCAGGGUUGGUGGAUCGCCACGCAGAUGGGGUGCGAAACUCCCUUCCUUACCCGUGGGUGGGCCUCGAGGAGUAGGCCGAAUCCUGGCUCGACAGGAGAACGCGGCACAGCGGAGUGUGUGGACUCAUCUCCGUCUGUUUCGUCUGUACGGGAUAGAGCGUUUCCCCCCCUCCCCACUCUGGCACGCGUGGGUUUUUGUUCCGCGUGCUCCGGUUUCAUUCCCGCACGUGUCAACACUUGGCGGGGAAACGUGCGUCACCUGGGUCACCUGGGUCACGUGCGUAACGUCUGUCACCUACGUCACGUGCGCAACGUCAUGUCACCAUGCGUCACGUGCGUCACGUGCCUUACGUGCGUCACGUGCCUUACGUGCGUCGCGCGCGUCACGUGACGGGAGCUCGCGUCGCUAUUCUGAAUGCGUGUUCAUAGUUCCGGUGCGGUCUUGUUGUCGUGCUUGUUGUUGUUGCUAUUUAUUGUCUCGCACUUUGUACAUCAACCCUCUGACAUAUGUAAAAAAAAACAAAUAUUUAAAUACGUGUAUACGUUUUAUAAGCGUGAUGUAAUAAAUACGAGUUGUGAGUGAGA